Larimichthys crocea (large yellow croaker) is the source of this 2966-nucleotide messenger RNA. It is a transcript of the gene arfgap2, whose product is annotated as ADP-ribosylation factor GTPase activating protein 2. The transcript has 17 exons. Gene Ontology annotation, molecular function: GTPase activator activity. Bases 59 to 1714 code for a protein of 551 amino acids. Gene Ontology annotation, biological process: COPI coating of Golgi vesicle. NCBI's taxonomy places the organism in Eukaryota, Metazoa, Chordata, Actinopteri, Sciaenidae. The record is from RefSeq and is a predicted model, not a curated record.
AGGUAAACGAGGACCCGUAGUGACGUCAGCACACGGUCCACGUCACAGCGGCAUCAAGAUGGCUUCGGAACCGAACAAGACGGAGAUCCUGACCGUGUUCAAGAGGCUCAGAUCCGUCCCGACCAACAAGGUAUGUUUCGACUGCGCGGCGAAGAACCCCAGCUGGGCGAGCAUCUCGUACGGCGUGUUCCUGUGCAUCGACUGCUCCGGGAUCCACCGCUCCCUGGGAGUGCAUCUCAGCUUCAUCAGGUCCACCGAGUUAGACUCCAACUGGAACUGGUUUCAGCUCAGAUGUAUGCAGGUUGGAGGAAAUGCCAAUGCAACGGCGUUCUUCCGCCAGCAUGGCUGCUCCACCAACGACACCAACGCCAAGUAUAACAGCCGUGCAGCCCAGAUGUACAGAGAGAAGAUCCGGCAGCAAGCCAACGCCGCGCUGUCCAAAUAUGGCACAGAUCUCUGGAUCGACUCUUCUCCUGCAGGAGGAACUCCGGCUGCUCCCGAGAAGAAAGAGACGGACUUCUUUGCAGAACACACACAGCCUGCGAACGAUUGGAGCAUGGCGCCGACCUCCGAGCCGCAGCAGAACGGAGCCGCCAUCACUCCACAGCUGACCGACACCUCGGCUAAAGUCCAGGAUGAGAACCAACCGGAGGACGGGCCCAGCAUCGACGGGCUGAGCACGUCGCCCAAAGCUUCCAUCGAGGACUCCAUGCGUCUGUCCUCCCAGGACGGAGGACGGACCCCCAAAGAUGUGAAGCCUUCCAUCAUCGGGAAGAAGAAGCCGAUGGCUGCCAAAAAAGGGCUCGGUGCAAAGAAAGGACUCGGCGCUCAGAAGGUGAGCAGCAAGAGUUUCACCGAGGUGGAGAAACAGGCGCAAGUGGCCGAGAAGAUGAGAGAGGAGCAGGCCGCCGAGGCCAAGAAGCAAGCCGAGGAGUCCAUUGUGGCCUCCAUGCGUCUGGCUUACAAAGAGCUGGAGAUCGACAGGAAGGUGGAGGAGAAGAAGCUGCAGAACCUGGAGGGCAAGAAGAGGGAGCAGGCCGAGAGACUGGGCAUGGGCUUCGGCAGCCGGAGUGCCGUGUCUCACUCCGUGAUGUCGGAGAUGCAGGUGAUCGAGCAGGAAACUCCCGUCGGAGCCAAGUCCUCCUCUCGCUCCAAACUGGACAUGUUUGACGAGCCGGGUUUCACCUCUGGACCCCCAAAAUACAAGGACAACCCGUUCACAGUGGGAGACAGUUUUGGAUCGCGGUGGGAUACCGACGGAGGCAGCGCCUCCUUCACCACCUCCUGGGCUCUGGAGAAAGAAGACCCCAAAGAGGAGGUCACCAUCUCCAGUAUUCAGCCAAUCGGAGAGAGGCUGCCCAGCAGAAGGAAAGCCGAGGUGUCGGCUCCGGUGUCCGAGUCGAGCGAGGCCAGACAGAAGUUUGCAAACGCCAAGGCGAUCUCCUCGGACAUGUUCUUCGGACGCGAGAGCAGCGCAGAGUAUGACGCUAAGACAAGACUGGAGACCAUGUCAGGAAGCUCCUCCAUCAGCUCAGCCGACCUGUUCGGAGAGGGCAGCGACCACAAAGGGAGGGCUUCAGGCUUCGACAGCGUGCUCCCCUCCGGUCCGGACAUUGCACAAUUCAAACAAGGGGUGAAGACUGUAGCGGGCAAGAUGGCCGUCCUCGCCAACGGCGUCAUGAAUACAAUCCAGGAUCGUUACGGCUCGUACUGAUCGACCCGAGCUCCGACCUGUGGGAAGACAAACUAACCAACGCCUGUGUAGAGCCGACAGCCAGAAGACGGGACGAGAGAGAGACGGGAAGCAGAAAGGAAAACAUCUCCCGUCCUCUUUCAGAGACAAUUUUCCAGGAGUGAGACAGUAUUUCCUUCUCUCAUUCUCAUCUGCAGACUCUUGAGUUUUAUUUUCAUAACGGAAACCAUCGCAGGGUGUAAUCUUUUCUAAAUCCAGAGUCGCGUUGUAAUUCACCGUCGAGGAUUCUUUGGUUUUUAGUUUUCAAAAAUGACGUCAGAGUUAAUUCUGCUAUAUUUUAUUCCUCCUACAUAAAUCAAAGUGUUUUUAAUUCUUAUUAUCCAGAUACUUUAUGCUUAAGUCUUUUUUGUUUUAUUGCGAUAUUAAAAAAUCUGCAGUAUAUAUUUUCAACUUUCAGCGUUAAUUUGAACGGUUUGACCUCGAUGUUUGCGUUCAGUGUUCGACUCGUCCGCAGGUUACAGCGACCGUCUUUACAGCGUCGGGCGAUCUGUGAGCUCGGAGCGUCUGACGUUUGAUGUCCGAGCUGCUGAUUAUUUAUUAUGUCUUUUUAAAAAACAGAAACGACCUCCAGCUCGUUCAACAAACACAGAGCGAGGAAUCAAAGAUUUCUGAAUCGGGGAUUAAAGUAAAGAAGGAGUCCGAGCUCAGAGAACGCCGACGCUGUUCUGACUGUUCGUCCAUUUCACGACCUUCGACGUGUUGCUGGUUGGAUCUGAAGUCCGCGUACCUCAGCUCGACGCGCUGCCUUUGUUUGUUCUCUGCUUUUGUUUUGGAAGGCUGACGUCUUCGGUUUACAUUUUUACCUCUUCACCUUCACACACGUCGGCCAAUAUAAAAACAUUCACACUGCAUCACGACGGCUGUGCCUGUAACGGACGAACGAGGAAACAUUUCAGUACUUCUCCAACUCUUUAGCCGCCACAUUAAACUCCCGGAGCGAGUAGCAUGCAAGUGAACACAACAAAGUCAGUCGAGUAUAAAACUUUGACAUCACCCAAACCUUCACGUUCCCAAAAGACGAGAGGUCUGGAAACCGGUUUGUAGUUUUUAUUAGAUGGAUCAAAGCGUGGCCAUGCCUGUGUGUCCCGACCGAGAGAAACUCUCCAAACAGAAACAAACGUGGACCGACACCGAAACCAUGAAACGUUCAACUAUUUAUUUGUAGGCUACAAAAAGAAACUUAUUCAGUAUGUUAAUAAAGAUUGAAAAGCUC